AUGGGGGAAAGAAAAGAGGAUAAUAGAAAACAGAUUGAAGGAACUGGAGACCAAAGAAGAACAAUUGGAGAAGAAAAUGACAAGAAUGAUACAACUGGAAGAGAAAGAGGAGCAAAAGACAAGAAGAGAGGCAGAGGAGUGGGAGGUAUGAAAACAGGAGUGAAGAAAAACAUCAGAAUGGAAGAAGUACAAAAAGAAACACAGGGAAUAAUUAGUUACAGUCUAGAAAUCAACGGAGAAAAAUGGAAAAUUAUCUCAAUUUACAAUAGAGAAGGAAAGAAGAAGACACUAGAGGAACUGGAAGAGAUAAUCAAAAGUGAAGGAUGGAAGAAAAUGAUAGUGGGAGGAGAUUUCAACGCUAGAACAGCAGAGAAAGGAGAACUAGUAUGGGAUGAAAAAGAGAAAAGAAGAGCAAAAGGAAGUUCAGUAAUAGACUAUGCAAUUUGUAACACGGAAACAUGGGAAGAAAUAAAAAGCUUCAGGAUAGGAGAAAGGACUGAAUCAGACCACCAACUGUUAGAAAUAGAACUGAAAGCGACAACAGAGGAAACAAGAAAUAGAGAAGAAGUAAAAGAGAUAGAGAUAGAAGAUUGGACAGAAGAGGGAAUAAAAAUAUACCAAGAAAAUCUCAAGAAGAGGAAAGCAGAAAAAGAAGAAAUCCAAGAAGAAUGGGAAGAACUGGCAAAAGAAAUCAGAAAAGCAAUAAACAAAAAGAAGGUCAAGAACAAAACACAAAAUGUAGGAAAGAAACCUUGGUGGGAUAAGGACUGCAGAAACAGCAAAACGAAACUGAACCGAUCUCUCAGACAAAUGAGAAGAGGAAACAUAGAGAGAACAGAAUUCAUAGAAGAAAAACAAAGACAUAACAAGCUCUGCGAAACAAAGAAGAAAGAAGAGAGAGAAAGAGAGCAGACCAAAAUCGCAGAGAUACAAAAUGAAAUAGAAAUAUGGAGAUAUAUAAAGAAAGAGAGAGGUCGACGAGAAAAGCCAGACGACAAUUUGAGGAACAACAAUUGA
Camponotus floridanus (Florida carpenter ant) is the source of this 1017-nucleotide messenger RNA. Its product is annotated as golgin subfamily A member 6-like protein 6. The record is from RefSeq and is a predicted model, not a curated record. Bases 1 to 1017 code for a protein of 338 amino acids. NCBI's taxonomy places the organism in Eukaryota, Metazoa, Arthropoda, Insecta, Hymenoptera, Formicidae. The transcript has 3 exons.